UUACAGACUGUAUUUUUGUCAUAACUUCCGUCAUGUUAACACUAGCUGUGAUAUUCGUGUUUUGUGUUGCUGUGUAUCUUUACAGCAUUAGUACAUUCAAAUAUUGGGAAAGCAGAGGAGUCAAACAUGACAAGCCAAUACCAUUUCUCGGCAAUAAUGCACCGAUGUACUUUAUGAAGAAAAGUAUGACACAAAUAGGUGUUCAAUUGUACUGGAAAUACUCAAAAGAGAAAGUCGUAGGUUUUUAUCGAGCAAUGCGUCCGGAACUUUUGAUAAGGGAUCCAGAAAUAAUAAAACGUGUUCUUGUUACUGAUUUUGAAAAUUUUCACAUGAGAGGUAUCAACACACAUAGAACAGUAGUUGAGCCUCUAGCAAAAAAUCUUUUUCUCGCUGACGGCGAUGUUUGGAAGUUGUUGAGACAACGCAUGACUCCUGCGUUCACCAGCGGUAAACUGAAGGCGAUGUUCCCUCUCAUUGUGGAGCGCGCUGAGCGCCUGCAGAGCCAAGCCAUUAAUGCUCCAACAACUGGACGAGUUCUGGACUCUCGGGAAAUAAUGGCGCGAUACACCACUGACUUCAUCGGUGCUUGUGGUUUCGGACUCGACUCGGAUUCUCUAAGUGAAAAAGAUUCUGCUUUUAGAAAGCUUGGGAUAAAAAUGUUUAAAGUGGAAGUGAAAGAACUUAUUAAACAAACGUUUAAAGAAAUAUUCCCUGAAAUAUUCAAACAUUUGAGACUACUUAACAAAGUAGAAAAAGAGAUGUACUCACUUGUUCGCAGCAUUCUUAAGAAAAGAAAUUACGAACCAUGUGGUAGGAAUGACUUUGUCGACCUGCUCCUUGAUUGUAGGAAAAAAGGAAAAUUAGUAGGAUUAUCUAUAGAGAAAAUGAAACCAGAUGGAACACCAGAAGAAGUGUCUAUGGAAUUGACUGAAGAACUCUUUGCAGCUCAGAUAUUUGUAUUUUUUGCUGCGGGAUUCGAAACAUCAUCCUCCUCUACGAGUUACACUUUACAUGAACUUGCUUACAAUCCUGAGGAGCAACGGAAAGUGCAAGAAGAAAUUGACAGAGUUUUAGCGAAAUACAAUAACAAGUUAUGUUAUGAUGCAGUUAGCGAAAUGACUUAUCUGCAUUGCGCUUUCAAAGAAGGUAUACGAAUGUUUCCGUCGUUGGGUCAUUUGGUGAGAAAGUGUGUCCGAAAAUACACAUUUCCUGAAUUAAAUCUUACGAUUGACGAUGGAGUAUCAAUAUAUAUACCAGUUCAGGCGCUGCACAAGGAUCCACAAUACUUUGAGGAGCCAGAACAAUUCAAGCCAGCGCGUUUCUUAACCGAUUUCAUUCAUCCUAUGACGAAACAUAUUUAUUUGCCAUUUGGUGACGGUCCUCGUGCAUGCCUUGGUAAGAGACUCGGUCUAAUGCAGUCUCUGGCGGGUCUGGCGGCGGUGCUGUCGCGCUACUCGGUUGAACCCGCGCCUCACACGUUGCGCCAUCCAAAGAUUGAUCCCUCUUCUAAUAUAGCACAAAGUGUUGUCGGGGGUUUACCUCUGAUAUUCAAACUGAGAACUUAGUACCUAGUCGUCCUUAAGUGCUCUUUUUUCUAUUGGUUUGAUUUCACUUUAAUGCUAUAAACUGUAAUUAUAAGACAAGCUUGUAAAUAAUUUAAUUAAAAAGCGUUUUUAUUGCAGUAA
Molecule: messenger RNA, 1685 nt
Organism: Papilio polytes (common Mormon)
Lineage: Eukaryota; Metazoa; Arthropoda; Insecta; Lepidoptera; Papilionidae
Product: cytochrome P450 6B6-like
Exons: 2
Coding region: 33-1565 (510 amino acids)
Molecular function (GO): oxidoreductase activity, acting on paired donors, with incorporation or reduction of molecular oxygen; heme binding; iron ion binding
Source: RefSeq, a predicted model, not a curated record